Messenger RNA from Anas platyrhynchos (mallard), 880 nucleotides. RefSeq names its product cortexin 3 (gene CTXN3). Lineage: Eukaryota; Metazoa; Chordata; Aves; Anseriformes; Anatidae. The record is from RefSeq and is a predicted model, not a curated record.
CAGAACUGCUGUCAAGUCCCUUUCCAUCUCAUUUUUCUCCAUGAGGACAAAGUUGCAUGGAACUAAACAAAAGGGCUAUUCACAAUUAAUGUUGCUUCCCCCUUGCCCUACAGAUAACAAAGUGCAUCUAAAUGGCUUCUACUCUGACCUCAGCAAACUAACGAUGAAAAGAAGGAGACUGUGGGAUUAUUCGUUUCAGCUUCCCUGGAUGAUGGAUGGAGAGAUAUUCAGUGCCACUUUGGUGCCAUCUGGGAACAUGACACCAGAUUCUAGCAUGACCCUGGAACAGAAAACAACCUUUGCCUUUGUGAUUUUAUUAUUUAUUUUCUUGGGAAUCCUCAUUGUUCGCUGCUUCCGAAUUCUCCUUGACCCCUACCGGAGUAUGCCAACCUCAACCUGGGCUGAUGGACUUGAUGGAGUGGAGAAAGGCCAGUUUGAUUAUGCUCUUGCUUAGAGACUGAGAAUUGUUAAGGCUUAUUUAGCGCACUGAUAAAAAAAAAAAAAAAAAAAAAAAAAAAUCACGAAUGUAUCUUAUUUUGGUUAUGCUUUACAUUUUAUCAAAUAUUGUAGGAGUUACAAUAUGCACAUAUGGACACUUUUUUUAAAAUAUAAAAUCAAGUAAAUUUUUUUACAGUAGUUUAGUGAAUUUUCCCAUAGGAAAAAGAGACAGGUUGUAUUAGCAGAAUGGUGCUUCAAAAUGCAUUGGAACAAUAUAUAGUACAUGUGAUCUCUUAUAAUUUGAUAAGAAACACUACAGCAAAUGUUUGGUUUUGUUUGUUUGUUUGUUUCUGGGAUAUGCUUUUUAUCAUUAACCAGAUUCUGUGGAGGAAAGCGCCUUAUAAAUGUGGUAAGAAUGUCUUUUUAUGAUCUGUACAUAGUA